Messenger RNA from Pogoniulus pusillus (Red-fronted tinkerbird), 4120 nucleotides. RefSeq names its product Myb/SANT DNA binding domain containing 3 (gene MSANTD3). The transcript has 4 exons. The record is from RefSeq and is a predicted model, not a curated record. Bases 760 to 1581 code for a protein of 273 amino acids. Lineage: Eukaryota; Metazoa; Chordata; Aves; Piciformes; Lybiidae.
CGAAGCCAGAGCUCUGCACCGGCGGGAGGAGACGGAGCUCAGCGGAGAACCGGCGCGGCGACCCUGGCCCGGCUCCCCCCGCCACCGCUGGGGGCGCUGACGCACAGGCGCGUGGCGCCGCCGGGCACUGUCGGAGGUAAAGCCUGAGCUGGCGUCCUCUGCAGCCGCACUGGGACGGGCGGCCGGGGAAGGAGAUCUGCUCCCCGCUCCGUAUCGGGGGCGCGGAGGGGAGAAGCAGAGUGCCGUGCUGGUGACGUGCGGCUCCGGAGCUCCGCCCGCGGGCCGGCGUUGAGUAUAGACGGGGCUGUCUGCUGCCUGCUCUCUUCCUGGCGGCCGGUGGGUGUUUGCACGUCGCUCCCCAGAACACACCUCCCUGCAGCGCACCCGAAAGCUCAGGGCCCCUGGAGCGGUUCCGCCCCGCGGCUUGCCGGGCCCCCCAGCUGGCCCUCCCUUGGGAAAAGCUGGUGCCGCGGCCGCCUGUGCUCUGGAGAAGCGGAAAUCCAGCGCGGGCUUUGCGGGGAACUGAAGGAGUGGCGGCGACCUGCCGGCGAGGAGAUGUCCCUGAAUCCGCGCCUCAGCCGCAGCCUGCAUGCCCGCCCUGGGUGGAGCGGUCUUCUUUGUCGAGCCGGGACCUGCUCUCCUUUCUCGUUCAAGCAGAAGAGGAGCUAGCGAGGAAAUAAAACCAAGCUCGAGUUAAUGUGUGCGAAGUUCGGGUGCAGGAGAGUCUGGAUUUUGGGCUUCUUGGAGAAUCCAUAGAAAAUGCAAAACGAAAUAAUAAAGCCUGCUAAAUACUUCUCAGAAGUGGAGAAGAGUGUGCUGCUUGCAUUAGUUGAAAAGUACAAAUACGUGCUCGAGUGUAAAAAGAGCGACGCGAGAACGAUUGCUCUGAAACAACGUACUUGGCAAGCACUAGCUCACGAGUAUAAUUCACAGCCCAGCGUAUCACUGAGAGACUUCAAACAGUUAAAGAAAUGCUGGGAAAAUAUCAAGGCACGGACAAAAAAGAUAAUGGCACAUGAAAGGCGGGAGAAGGUAAAAAGAAGUAUUAGUCCACUUAUAAAUACUCACAUCAUAGGGAAAGAGAAGAUUGCCAGCAUAAUGCCUGAGCAAAUGUACUUUUUGCAGAGCCCACCAGAAGAUUCUGAAUAUCAGCCUGAUGCUUCUAGUCAAGAGCCAUUUGUUGUGUCAAAUAGAGAACUUUGUGAUGAAGAGAAAGAGCUGGUACAUUUCCCAGUAUGUGAAGGUACAUCCCAACCUGAACCUUCAUGUUCCGAUGUGAGAAUAGCAGCAGAUAAGAACUACAGGAGUAAAGCAUCUCAGGAAAGUGCUCUGAAAAAGAUGCAUGAGGAAGAACAUCAUCAGCAAAUGUCAAUUUUGCAACUGCAGUUAAUCCAAAUGAAUGAAGUUCAUGUGGCAAAAAUACAGCAAAUAGAAAGAGAGUGUGAGAUGGCUGAAGAAGAACACAGGAUAAAAAUGGAAGUGCUAAAUAAAAAGAAAAUGUAUUGGGAGAGAAAACUGCAGACCAUCACAAAAGAAUGGCCUGUAUCAUCCUUUAACAGACCCUUUCCUAAUUCACCUUAGAACAUAAAAGGGCAGAGAGUCAAGUCUGAGUGAGCACAUUUAUGAGUAACAUGCACUGGAAAGAGGGUUUUUUAAUGUGAAUGUACAGUGACAUUAGAGGUGCCUGGCUGAUAGUGAACACACCUUGGUUUUUAAUGUUUAGGGAAACAGUGGUAGAGUCCACCAAGGGGAAAACAGUAUUUGUAUGUAGUUCUGAUGUGUUUAACCCUCAAACAUGUACAGGGUUCUAAAAUAUGAACAUAUCUUCCCCUCUCAGGAUACCCUAACAUACUUUUGAAAUUUAAGGUAGUCCGUCCAGGUGUUCUUAAGAAAAGAGCUUUAAACAUCAAUUUACAGUGUUUAUUUUGAUUUCUAUCUCUUCGUAUUACCAUUUCCCAAAUGAAGGCAAGGGUUGGAGUUCCUCUCCCCUGUUGAGACAAAAGCAAAUUGACAGAUACUGGCUGGAUUGUUAUACUGAGGCUUGAAUAAAACUUGCCUCUACUUAAUAUAGUUCAUAAUUAGUUCUUCGUAGACAAUGUGAAAAUGAAGGAAGUAGCAAAAGGACCACUGUAGUACCUGAGCCCUUUGCAUAUGAAGAACAGUAAUAGUUUGCAGCAGUCUGGCUGACUGACAGAUUGGUUGUGGACUGGCCCUCCAGUUCUUUGAGCCUUGACCCUUAAGAAGGUGGAAGGAAGGUGACUUCUUCCUCUUAAAGCCAUUGUGCUUGUCCUUUCUUUUCCAGGCCCAUCUUUUAUUUAAGCACAAUACCAAAAUAAAGAGGAUCACCUGCUGCUGCCAGUGCCAUGUGCUGUUCACCUGGAGUCAUUCUGAGGGAAGAGCUUUUCAAUAAUUCACAAAGCUCUUAAAAUAUAGUGAGCUAGCCAGUCCAUCAACAAAGUCUCCUUUUUCCUUAUGCAAUACUUGAUGGUGUAGCAGCUAGCUUGUGCAUUUCAGCCUCUCCCUAGCUAGAAGAAAAGAUUAAGACUUGCCCUCUUUUCCUUCAUAUAGGGUGGGAAACAGUUCCAAGGAAUUGUUCCUGUCUUGAAGCAUUGUUCUUUUAGAUCUGUCCUGUAUUAUGGUGAUGUGAUUCUUGCCUUUGCUGUCAGUGAGGGGUGAUUGACAUGAUUUGUAUGGAAGCAUUCACGUGAAGCUCCCUACUGAGUUUGGGGGUCUCAAACAGUAGAUUUUAGGAAAGCACAAAUAAAGAUAAUCUUUCCCCAAGCAAUUGCUUAGUCUAAGGGUAAAGAAAACAUGAAAUACAGAACUCUGCAAGAUUUAUGAGAACUUCUGAUGUGUGAAAAGCUGUUUUGUGGGAAGAUGUACAACUGUUGUUUGAAGCAGUGAGAACAAUUAACAAAACCACGAAUUUUCAUUGAAAAAAAAUUAGUAUCCCAUUGUUAAAUAAAGUAUUUUCAGGCCACAAUUUGUGAGGGCAAGUCCAUACAAUGAACAACGUGUUUGCAAUAGAGUACGUGACAAAAUGUAUAUUCUCCCUUAAAUCUCUUUCCUGGGUGUUUUUCCUGGUGGAGUGAGUUUCUUUUGGUUUUGUUUGGUUUGUUUUUUGGUUGGUUGGUUGAUUGGUUUUGGAUUUUUUUUUUUUUUUAUAUGUGUUUGUUUUUCUUCAACUACUUUUGCUGCUAGUGGUUCAUCUUUGCAAGUACUGCCAUUAUCAACCACAGAGCUCACUGUGGUUAACGCUGUGGUACAUGUGUUGCUCCUUUCAAUGUGCUAACACUUGGAAGUGCAAUGGGAGUGAUUUAUUACAACAUAUUUCAUAUGACAGAACAAAAAAUUCGCAGAGCUGCUACAAGGUCAAAAAAAUAGGCCAUGUAUGAAAUCUGAAGACAGAUAAUUUUGACAGCAAAUUCAGUUUCAUAGAAAUUGGCUGUAUGAAGGAAACACAGGACUUUGAAAGAAGGAUAUUAUUAUGGAUUUUUUUUUUUCUGCUGAAUGGAAUCACUGUUGGAAGGUAUAAUAACAGUAGAAGCAAAAUAAAGAAGUAAGCAGGAAUGAAGACCUUUUUGUUCUAAGGUUGCAGUCUGUGGUCUGGAAGAUGAGUCAGUUAUUUGAGUGGUUAUGACAAUUGUUCAGGCACCAUCCUGAAAAAAAAAUAGGAAAGACAUUUGUCUUAACCAAUGAUAAGAUUCCUUCCACACUGCUUCUCAGUGAAAGUAAUUUGAGACUGUGAAAUUGAAACCAUUAAGGUGUCUAAAGGUGAUGAAUGGCGACAAUUUCAGCACUGUGAAGAGACCAAGAGAGAGACAAUCCAGAUCAAGAUAGCCCUGUGAGAAGGUAUGAAAUAGUCUAGGGAGAAGCUCAUGAAAUGUGAGAUGUUAGUUUUGACUCCUAAAAGUUAUACCGUUGCUUGUGAAAGUUUGUUUUAUUUUUAUAUUGGAAAAAAAAUAUUUUAAAUGUGCGUGUUUUCAGACUGUGCUAAGUGGGCAAUGCCUUGCCUUUUGGUGUAUGUUCUUAUUUUGAGACCAAAAGUUAAAGUUCUUAGGUUGAACAUCAGGCUCUUAAUACAGCUUCUAUUUGAAUAAAAAAAAUCACAGGAGAAAAA